GUGCUUGUUCAUGGAGUUUUUCGCCUGGGGUCUCCUGACCACCCCGAUGCUGACCGUUCUGCACAAAACCUUCCCACAGCACACGUUCCUCAUGAACGGACUCAUUCAGGGCGUCAAGGGGUUUCUGUCGUUCAUGAGCGCUCCUCUGAUCGGUGCCUUGUCUGAUGUUUGGGGCAGAAAGAGCUUCCUGCUGCUCACAGUGUUUUUCACCUGCGCCCCCAUCCCACUAAUGAGGCUCAGCCCAUGGUGUUUUUUUGCUCUGAUGUCCGUGUCUGGGCUUUUCGCUGUUACAUUUUCUGUGAUAUUUGCAUAUGUGGCUGAUAUUACAGAAGAGCAUGAAAGAAGCACAGCGUAUGGACUGGUUUCUGCGACGUUCGCGGCGAGUUUAGUGACGAGUCCGGCGAUAGGAGCGUUCCUGUCCCUGCGCUACGGAGACAGUCUGGUGGUUCUGCUGGCCACCAUCAUCGCUGUGGCUGAUAUUCUGUUCGUCCUGCUGGUGGUGCCCGAGUCCCUGCCGGACAAAAUGAGACUGUCUUCGUGGGGUUUGCCCAUUUCCUGGGAGCAGGCCGAUCCUUUUGCUUCUCUGAGGAAGGUGGGUAAAGACUCCACAGUGCUGCUGAUCUGUGUCACCGUCUUCCUGUCGUAUCUCCCCGAGGCCGGACAGUAUUCCAGCUUCUUCCUCUAUUUGGGACAGGUCAUUAACUUCUCGUCAGAAGCGAUUGCGGGGUUUAUUGCGAUGGUGGGAAUCCUGUCCAUCGGAGCGCAGACAUUACUGUUAAGCGUUCUGAUGAAGAAGAUUGGGAAUAAAAGCACCGUUCUGCUGGGACUGGGAUUUCAGUUGUUCCAGCUGGCCUGGUAUGGCUUCGGCUCUGAACCAUGGAUGAUGUGGGCGGCCGGCGCCGUCGCUGCCCUGUCCAGCAUCACCUUUCCUUCUGUGAGCGCGCUGGUGUCUCGCUGCACGGAUCACGACCAGCAGGGAGCGGUUCAGGGCAUGAUCACAGGGAUCCGAGGUCUGUGUAACGGACUCGGCCCGGCUCUGUUCGGAUUCAUAUUCUUCCUCUUCAAUGUGGAACUGAAGGAGCUGAGCCCCGUGGAGCCGAACCCCGUCACGCCGGACACCGAAGAGAAGCGUGUGAUUCCCGGCCCUCCCUUCCUGUUCGGCGCGUGUACGGUUCUUCUGGCUCUGCUGGUGGCGGUGUUCAUUCCGGCUCAACACGCUCCGGCGGUGAAGACGUGUAGCACGCAUGUGAUGAUGGAGUCUGCGAGUGGCGUCACGGAGAACGGAUCUGUUCCUGUGAGCGACGAAGACCACGAGCCUCUUUUACAGGACAGCAGUUUAUAAGCCCAGCAGGAAACUCCUCCGGUGUGGGUUUUAUUCCAGAAGUGUGUCUGACAAAGCUUUUUACUGAAUGUCUUAACCUCUGUAUUUUUUUUUUUUUAUCGUUCGCUCUUUGAAAGAGAAUGUGCCUUCUUCAUAUUUUGGCUUACACUGCAAAAAAUCAAGCUCUUCCGCAGUAUCUUUCAGUACAACAUCGAGAUAAAUUUACUUGAGAAGCAAAAUGACUUAAGAUUUCAGUUCAAUUCAGGUUUAUUCGUUGCAAUACAGUUGUACAACAUAUGUUUCUACUAUAUAUAUAUCUAUAUAUAUAAGAUCUUGUUUUCUGGACAAUUUAUGCUUAAAACACGAAUAAAUAUCUGCUAAUGGGUCAAAAAAAAUUAUCUUGUUUUUUACUUUGGAUUAAGUUUAUUUUUGGCGUCUAUUUGUUCUUGUUUGAAGCAUAAACUCACUUCAUUUCGAUACAUGUUUCAUUAAACAAGACUUGA
This is a messenger RNA of Cyprinus carpio (common carp), 1824 nucleotides long. Its product is annotated as solute carrier family 71 member 1-like. The record is from RefSeq and is a predicted model, not a curated record. Gene Ontology annotation, molecular function: transmembrane transporter activity. Gene Ontology annotation, cellular component: membrane. Gene Ontology annotation, biological process: transmembrane transport. NCBI's taxonomy places the organism in Eukaryota, Metazoa, Chordata, Actinopteri, Cypriniformes, Cyprinidae.